Molecule: messenger RNA, 1718 nt
Organism: Oryzias latipes (Japanese medaka)
Lineage: Eukaryota; Metazoa; Chordata; Actinopteri; Beloniformes; Adrianichthyidae
Source: RefSeq, a predicted model, not a curated record
GACCCCCCCACAGAGGACCCGAGUCUGACGGCGCCUCGCUGCGCCGCCUCCGCUCUGUUGCGUGUUGGUGGAAAGAGCUGGAAUCUGGUGUCACAGAUAGCAUGGCCAGAUCAUCUCCGGUGGAAAAUGGUGCAUACUCUAUGUGACCACACGCAUCAGCAGACUGUGGUCUGCAUCUGCCAUACAAAGGCCCUCAUUAUGCUGCUUAUUAUUUCCACCCACCAACAAGGAAACCUUCUCAGAUUAAUUAACAAAUGGGGAAAAAUUGUGUCACUCGAAGCUGUGUUAGAGGAAAGGUGGCGCCCUAAUUAAUGGUCAUUCUAGCCCCAGCUUUGAGUUACACUGCAGCUGUCUGUCCAACUGAAAUCCUCUGGAGAGGAAUGCCAGCCUCCUCCGCCUCGGUCAGCCUGGAAGCGUUUGCUUCUUUUGGAUUUAUUGAUGCCCUCCUCCAUCACAGGUGUCAUCUUUUUUCUUUCUUUAAAGGCUAUGGAGUUCUAGUCUUACUUUAUAGUAUCGUCUCAUCCUGAAUGAUGGCCACCUCAAGUGGCAAAGGAGAAAAGGGGUCCAAAUUUGAGACCCUGAAGCUUUUGGAGAAAUGCACGAAGGAGCGGGACGAGGCUCUGCAGAGAGAAAGUGCUCUGAAAGAAAAAGUCAGACAGUAUGAGGCCAGGAUGCGCUCCACCGAGGCUCUUAAACAGAAACUCAAGACGCUGACCAUGGACAACAAGGAGCUGAGGAAACAGGUGAAGGCUCUGCGGACUGAGAUUGGGCUUGAGAACAGCCCUACAUUCAGUGGGAAGACCACAAAGGACAUAGUCAACGACCUGCAUGAAAAGGAGCGCGAGUGCAACUCUCUGGUGGAAAAGACGGGAAAGCUGACCCUGACCGUGGAUGAGCUGACGGCAGAGCUGUCCAACACCGUCACCUCUAAGGCACUCCUAGAAGAACAAGUGCAGUCCUUGCAGCAAAACCUCAAGGAUAUGACCAAUAAUCAGCGACGACUUCUGAAGUUGUGGGAGGACAAGAAGAGCCAGAGGGAGCAGCUGGCCCUGCCUUCAAUCAUCCAGAAAUCUCCCAUGCAUAAGGAGGUCCAAACUGACAUGUCCAUCAACUCAUCCCAGAAGCUUCCCGAGCACGCUUUCAACACCAAACCCUUUUCCUUGGACAGUGACCAAAAGCCUUUCUGGGACCAACACAGUCUGCCAUCCUACGGAAACAACUAUCAUCACGACAAACAGAUUUUAAUGCACGACGAAGCUUCUGCAGUCCAGAACUGAGGGGCUCAGAGACCGAGGUCACCAACAUACGAGAUGAUUCUCUCCAAACAAGAGCAACUUCCUGCAGUAAACUGCCUCCUGGAUGGAUCAUUGUGAAUGUUUCUGCUGUUUUAAUGAAAUUCUUUAACAAAUACAGAUGUCAGCUGCUGCUCUUUAAAUAAUUGAACCAGUUCAAGUUUGUCUCAUUUAUUCAUGGACAGGCUCAGGUUUUAAAAGGGAUUUAUUUAUCAGGACGAAAAUGCUUCUUUUGAAUCGAAUGCUAAUGUCUGCUGCCUUAAUAAAACACAACAAGCUAAAUAAAUAAAAAAAAAGUUAAAAUUCCACUGUUGUUCUUUAUGAUGAGUCAAAGUGUUCGCAAAAAGCACAUAUUUUAUUGAAUGGACUAAUAAAAUAAACUCACUUAACUACAUCAAAAAUAAAAUCGAAUCACGUGCAUUAAAU